GAAAUGAGGACUUAGUCUGUUACACAACUGACUGGGCUGUUUAGGGAGCUGUGGUUUCCCUUUGGCCUCAAGUCCUUCCCUCUCCCCGGGUUUUUCUUGCUUGCGACUGUGGUAUAGGCAUGAGUGGGGAUCAGCUGCAUAACGACUCCCAGAUUGAUCCAGAUUUCCGAGCGAAUGAUUCGCACAAACAUAAAGAUAAACACAAAGACAGAGAACAUCGACACAAAGAGCACAAGAAGGAUAAAGACAGAGAAAAAUCCAAGUACAGUAACAGUGAACACAAAGAGUUUUCAGAGAAGAAACACAAAGAGAAGGAGAAAACCAAACAUAAAGAUGGUAGUUCAGAAAAACAUGACAAACACAAAGACAAGCACAAAGAUAGAGAGAAGGAGAAGCGAAAGGAAGAAAAGAGUAAAUCAUCUGGUGAAAUGAAAAUAAAGAAAGAAAAGGAAAAUGGCUUCUCCAGUCCACCACGUAUAAAGGAAGAAAUAGAUGAUGAUGGCUAUUAUAAAGAAGAUUACAAGAGACCCCGAGAGGAUGAUGAUAUUGACUACAAACCUAAGAAGAUUAAAACCGAAGAUGUAAAAAAAUCAAAAAAACGAAAACAGGAAGAUGAAGAGGAGAGCAAACCGAAGAAAAUAAAGAGCAAAGAUAAGAAGCCCCCAGGAGAUAUGAAAAAGAAAAAAACAAAAAAAGAAGAGGAACAAAAAUGGAAAUGGUGGGAAGAAGAACGCUAUCCUGAAGGUAUUAAAUGGAAAUUCUUGGAGCACAAAGGUCCUGUGUUUGCUCCGCCAUACGAACCGAUGCCUGAAAAUGUCAAAUUCUACUAUGAUGGUAAAGUUAUGAAACUCAGUCCCAAAGCAGAAGAGGUUGCAACUUUCUUUGCAAAAAUGCUUGAUCAUGAGUACACUACAAAGGAUAUCUUCAGGAAAAACUUCUUUAAAGACUGGAGAAAGGAAAUGACUCCAGAAGAAAAGGGAAUUAUCACCAGCCUCAGCAAAUGUGACUUUGGUCAUAUGAGUCAGUAUUUCAAGGCCCAAACAGAAGCUAGAAAGCAAAUGACCAAGGAUGAAAAGCAGCCCAUUAGAUCUGGAAAGGGUCCAGAGAAGUCUCCCGCACCAUUGGUAGGGUUUUACCCGUACGACUUCGCUGCUUAUUACGGUGAAGACAUCAUCAUCAAUUGUAGCAAGAAUUCUAAAGUCCCUCCUCCUCCUCCUGGACAUAAAUGGAAAGAGAUUCGGCAUGAUAAUAAAGUAACCUGGCUGGUAUCAUGGACUGAGAAUAUUCAAGGAUCUAUUAAGUACAUCAUGUUGAAUCCCAGCUCUAGAAUCAAGGGUGAGAAAGACUGGCAGAAAUACGAGGUAGCUCGGAGAUUAAAGAAGUGCGUUGAUAGGAUUCGAAAUCAAUAUCGAGAAGACUGGAAAUCCAAAGAGAUGAAAGUGCGGCAAAGGGCUGUGGCAUUGUACUUCAUUGACAAACUUGCUCUGAGAGCUGGCAAUGAGAAAGAAGAAGGAGAGACUGCUGACACAGUGGGCUGUUGCUCCCUCCGUGUGGAACAUAUUAAUUUGCAUCCAGAAUUAGAUGGUCAGGAAUAUGUAGUAGAAUUUGAUUUCCCUGGAAAAGACUCCAUAAGAUACUAUAACAAAGUACCUGUUGAGAAAAGGGUAUUUAAGAAUCUUCAGUUAUUCAUGGAGAAUAAGCAGCCAGAAGAUGAUUUAUUUGAUAGGCUUAAUACCAGCAUUUUAAAUAAGCAUCUUCAAGAUCUAAUGGAAGGGCUGACAGCUAAGGUAUUCCGAACAUAUAACGCCUCUAUUACGCUACAGCAACAACUGAAGGAACUCACAACCUCGGAUGAUAACAUCGCAGCAAAGAUCCUGUCUUACAACCGUGCCAACAGAGCUGUUGCUAUUCUUUGCAACCACCAGAGGGCACCUCCAAAAACCUUUGAAAAAUCCAUGAUGAAUUUACAGACCAAGAUUGAUGCCAAGAAGGAACAGUUGGCCGAUGCCAAGAGAGAACUAAAAAGCGCCAAAGCCGAUGCCAAGAUCCGAAGGGAUGAGAAGUCUAAAAAGACUGUGGAAACUAAGAAGAAGGCUGUACAAAGGGUGGAGGAACAGCUGAUGAAGCUGGAAGUUCAAGCAACAGACCGAGAGGAAAACAAGCAAAUAGCUUUGAGUACCUCCAAACUAAAUUAUCUGGAUCCUAGAAUUUCUGUUGCUUGGUGCAAGAAAUUUGGAAUACCGAUAGAGAAAAUAUAUAAUAAAACUCAACGAGAGAAAUUUGCCUGGGCAAUUGACAUGGCAGAUGAAGACUUCGAGUUUUAAUGUGAUUUUAAUGGGCUGGAUUUUAUGGAAGAAAAUGAGCGUAGCCUGAUUUUAGGGAGAUUGAUAAACUGUGAGCCUUACUUGUUCUUUAUAUUGGGGGGCGGGGGGUGUCAGAGGGGAAAGUGAGUGUCUGAUGAAAUACCCAACAUCUUUGAGUAAAGAUAUGCCUGGAAUAUUGUAGAGGAGCCAAGACAGUUGUCCUAUGGACAACUUAUUUAAAUCUGUUUCAGAGACCUAAAUUCUAGCUGUAUGGUUGUGUUUUAUCUCUGGAGUACAGUAAGGACAAAUGAAUGGAACAAUUUGUUAAUGUUCUACCUGACAAAUUUGCCAUUACACUGAAGAGCUUGGAAAUCAUUAUCUACUGUAUACAGAAUCCAAUGAGAUAUUGAUAUGUUUUUACAGUUAGGGUUUUGCAAUAACUUCUAUAUUUUAAUAGAAAAUGGACUCCUUAAUUUCUCCCCAUCCCCCUCAUUAAUUUAACACAACUGAAGCCCUUAGCACACUGGUUUUGGCCACAAUGGUCCUGGAAACACCCUGUUGUUUUCAUUUUUACUUAUCACCAUCAUGGUAAUGAAACCUAGACUAAAAAUGCAACAUCUCUUCAAAGCAAAGCAUGAUGGGAAGAUCCUUCCUGACUUGAGUGUUACUUUUUUUGUUAAUGUGAAUUUUUAGUACUUUUAAUUAUUUUAAAAUAUUUAAACUUUUUUUUCUUCUUGAUCUUAAAGAUCAUGUAGAUUUGCAGAAGAUAGGAGGGAAAGGGCUGGGGAGGGUUAAUAGAUUAUGAGUACAAACAAAUUUGUGACAAAAUGUAUUCCCAUCAUACUUUGUUCUGAGUACAUUAUAUAUAUAUGUAUAGAUAUAUAUAUGAGAAAUAUCCACAUUUGUGGGUUUUGUUUUGUUUUUUCCUAUGGCAGAUUUUUUUCUCUCCCCCCCCCCUUUUUUUUUAAUAAAAAAAAAACCUUUCUGCUCUCUUUUACUUGAAAGAUUUUAUUGUGUAAAAAGAACUUUCACAGGUCAAUAAAAUUUUGAGGGAAGUGAGCUUUGGUCCAGGAAAAAAAAAUAAAAAAAAUCAAGAUUUAGGGCUUUUAUUUUUUUUCUUUUGUAAUUGUGUACAAAAAAUAAUAAAAAAAUAAAGCAGAAUUUUAAUGUGAACCUUUUUUUGCUAUAGUCCAUUAGUUUUAGAAGCAUUGUUAGUUUAGUGUGGUGCAAAGGCAAGUUUCCCGCAGUCUCUCCUUGACAAGUAUCUUCUAUUUUUAUCAUGAAUUCCCUUUUAAUCAACUGUAGGUUAUUUAAAAUAAAUUCCUACAA
Molecule: messenger RNA, 3632 nt
Organism: Protobothrops mucrosquamatus (brown spotted pit viper)
Lineage: Eukaryota; Metazoa; Chordata; Lepidosauria; Squamata; Viperidae
Gene: TOP1
Product: DNA topoisomerase I
Exons: 22
Coding region: 120-2324 (734 amino acids)
Biological process (GO): chromosome segregation; DNA replication; DNA topological change
Cellular component (GO): chromosome; nucleolus
Molecular function (GO): DNA binding; DNA topoisomerase type I (single strand cut, ATP-independent) activity
Source: RefSeq, a predicted model, not a curated record